AUGUGUGAUGUGGUACUACUGUGUAGAGUUAGCGAUGGAAUGACGUUGGUUGAAACAAAUAGUGAGACAAAAAAUUUAUCACAUAAAUUAGAAUUAAAAAAAUUAUGUAAAAAAUUGGAAUCAUUUCCAAAUUUGUGUACGAUUACAUCUAAUCAGUUUAAUUAUCAUUUUCUUAUUGAAAAUGGAAUAGCAUAUAUAGCUGUUUUUCCUAUUACAUAUCCUAAAAAAUUAGCUUUUUUAUUUUUGAACGACAUUUGUAAACAAUUUAAUGAAGAACUAAUGAUUCAAUAUGGCACUCAUUCAAUAGAUUAUAGAUCAAUUAUAGAAACUAUAGAAAAACCAUAUUCGUUUAUAAAAUUUGACAGAAAAAUUACCAAAAUAAAACAAGAAUAUAAAGAUCCACGUUCUAAUAUAGCUAUAAAAAAAUUAAAUGAGAGUUUGAAUGAAGUUAGUUAUAUUAUGAAAAAAAAUAUAGAUGAAAUAUUACAAAGAGGAGAAAAUUUGGAAGACGUUGGAAGAAAAGCAUUUAACUUAAAGUAUGAAUCUGAGAAGUUUAAAAAAGUGUCUAGAGUUUUAAGCCUUAAACAUAGUUUAUAUCAAUAUGGGAUAUUGUUUGCAAUACUUAUUUUUUUUUUAUUAAUAAUUAUUUUUAAAAUUUAUUUUUAA
This is a messenger RNA of Plasmodium gallinaceum, 666 nucleotides long. RefSeq names its product SNARE protein, putative (gene SEC22). The record is from RefSeq and is a predicted model, not a curated record. The transcript has 6 exons. Gene Ontology annotation, cellular component: ER to Golgi transport vesicle membrane; endoplasmic reticulum-Golgi intermediate compartment; SNARE complex. Gene Ontology annotation, molecular function: SNAP receptor activity. NCBI's taxonomy places the organism in Eukaryota, Apicomplexa, Aconoidasida, Haemosporida, Plasmodiidae. Gene Ontology annotation, biological process: retrograde vesicle-mediated transport, Golgi to endoplasmic reticulum; vesicle fusion with Golgi apparatus; endoplasmic reticulum to Golgi vesicle-mediated transport. Bases 1 to 666 code for a protein of 221 amino acids.